UCGACAAUUAAUAAUGGAGUUGAAACGAGGGGUGUUUGUGAUUUUGUGUUUUAUAAUUCCGAAAACAAUUUAUUCUGAACCUGUAAAACAUAGGAAAACCGAUGCACCUGUAGUUUCGAUAAGUGGAUAUAUGGGUAAAGAAAUCAAAACAGAGCUAAAUGGAUGUAAUCUGAAAAUUGGCAUAACUGGUCUGAAAAGUUGCAGUGCUGACGAUUCGUUGUGUGGUAAAUCGAAGGGCGGACUUAGUGUACCUGGAAAAGAAGGAAAGGCAGGAGCAACAGGGCCACCUGGGCCAAUAGGGCCAUUAGGUCCUCCGGGACCAUCAGGUCCUUCAGGUUCGCCUGGGCCAUUAGGAUCCACGGGAGCUAAAGGAGAUAUAGGACCACCAGGAUCACCAGGUCUUCCAGGGAAAACGGGACCAAUAGGAUUAUCGGGAGUUAAAGGAGAUAUUGGACCACCUGGACCAACUGGGCCUCAAGGCCCUAAAGGAGAUUUAGGACCGAUAGGGCCUGUUGGAAUACCUGGAAUAAAAGGAGAGACUGGACCACAAGGUCCUAUAGGAUUUAUAGGAGCACCGGGACCAAGAGGUUUACCAGGGUUAGCAGGGAUUCAAGGUGUGCCUGGUUUCAAUGGAAGCAAUGGCGAAAUGGGAAUGAAGGGUUCAAAAGGUGAACCAGGGCUUCCGGGAAAAGAUUGUGUCACUGAAGGGUUACCUCCUCCAGAAAGCGCCCCGACAUAUUUGGGAAGUUUUUCGAAACCAGCUGCAUCAUGCGCAGAGCUGAAAGAAGAUGGUAUAUUUUACCUAAAUCCUUCUGAUCCAUUCGAAGUCAAUUGCAAAGUAACGGAGAAGGAAGCCUGUCUUAAAAUACAAGAAUUGGAAUAUGAUAUCGACGAGAUUGCUAUUACGUUCACUAACGAUUCAUUUUGGUUAAGUGAAAUGGGAUUUGAUUUGACGAAAUUUUACAACCUACAAGUAUCUCAGCUCUCCUACCUUCUAGCGUCAUCUGCGGGCGUCACACAGACAAUAAGAUAUCAUUGUCGCAAUACGACAGUGAUUAGCGGCACGGAUAAUGCAUUGCAAGUGUUACUUUGGAAUGAUAAUUUAGUGGGACCAUAUUCCACUAAAAGAACGCCAAUGUAUUACGAUAUUCCCAAAGAUACGGAUACAUGCAUGACUGGUGAUUCAUGGGAGUUCACGGAUAUAGUAUUGGAAUCUAAACUUAAUACACGUCUUCCAGUGGUAGAUUUCUUCAUACAAGAUAUAAGACCCUUGAAUCAGAAAGUUUAUGUGGAACUGAAAAAAUUGUGCUUUAAAUAUAACAUACCAUCUACUUAAUUAAGGUAAAAAGAAAUAAAAUUUUUGGUUACGAUAUAGACUAUUCCAAUCGAAGAAAAAGUAAAGAUAAACAAGCCGUAGUUUGACGAAUUCCGUGCAAUUUGCUCUUGUUUGUACUUGAUUAAUAUAUAUUUAUUUGUUAUACAACAACUCAUCUACUCGAAUUUUACUUCUAAAGUUCCGAUAACAGUUUCGUCGACAUUCGAAUAGAUUAUUCCAGCUCUCGCAUAAAUUCGAUGUGAAGUGUUGUUUAUUUGGCUUUUGUCGUCUUGUGGUAUGAAUAGGCUAAAUGAAUUAUUGUUUAUCAUUCAUAAUCUGAUAUAUUUUUGUUAAGCUCUGAGAAAUGUAAGAUAUCAAUUAUUGUAGGUUUUAAGUCUAUGAUAAAAAUAAUGGGCAGAAAUAAUAUCGUAUCGUAGCAAUAACGUAUUAUAUUUAUGGUGCUCGUAAGUUAUUCAUGUAAGUAUGAAAGUUAGUAGGUAGUUAUUGGAUACGUAAAAAUAAUGCCAUCUUUGUUUUGAAUUUGAAUUAUAAUUAGUCACUAGUGCCUGUAACGCCAUCUCUAUGUAACUUAUGAUAUUAACAUGCGAUCUUUUACCUCAAUAGCUAUGCUGUAAAACGCAAGAUGGCGACUUUGAAUUUAUAUUUAAUGAUGUACAUAAUCCCAAUACGAUUAUUUUUUAUUCUUGUUAUCCUGCUAACUAGAGAUCAAUCUCAUUUUGUUCGAAUAUAUCAGCCUUAUUUGUUACCUGUCACCUCGCUGA
This is a messenger RNA of Vanessa tameamea, 2097 nucleotides long. Its product is annotated as collagen alpha-1(V) chain-like. NCBI's taxonomy places the organism in Eukaryota, Metazoa, Arthropoda, Insecta, Lepidoptera, Nymphalidae. The transcript has 12 exons. The record is from RefSeq and is a predicted model, not a curated record. Bases 14 to 1336 code for a protein of 440 amino acids. Gene Ontology annotation, biological process: extracellular matrix organization. Gene Ontology annotation, molecular function: extracellular matrix structural constituent conferring tensile strength.